This is a messenger RNA of Culex quinquefasciatus (southern house mosquito), 1949 nucleotides long. RefSeq lists its product as uncharacterized. The record is from RefSeq and is a predicted model, not a curated record. Lineage: Eukaryota; Metazoa; Arthropoda; Insecta; Diptera; Culicidae. Bases 783 to 1436 code for a protein of 217 amino acids. The transcript is spliced from 3 exons.
AAGAAAGAGCGAACCAUCCAAACCGGAAAUUAUAACGGAGGACGUUGCUGAAGCUUUGGAUCGAGCAAAACUUUCCGAUAGACAGGCAUUAAAGAUCAUUUUACCGGUUAUGGACGCUAUGGGCCAAGAUCCUGCCGACGUACCAAUUUCAAGAUCAACAAUUAGCCGGAAGCGGAAACAUGCGCGAAAAGCCAUCGCCCAAAAAAAUCGAAAGGAGUUUAUUCCGGCUGACCCGAUGGUAGUCCAUUUCGACGGGAAAUUGUUGGAAAAUCCGAACGGGUCCGGAAAAGUUGAGCGAUUACCGACACUAGUGUCUUGGGACGGAUCCGAGAAAUUACUCGGCACUCCAGCACUCGUCAAAGGCACAGGUGAUUAUUACAAACUUCUGAGUAAUAAGCUUAUUUUUAUUUUUAAUGCUUAUUUAAGGCGAAGAAGGAGGCAAAUCAGUUUACGGAUUGCUGCGUAAGUGGAAGUGCGAUAAAUUUAUCCAAGGAUUGUGUUUUGAUACAACUAGUGUAAACACAGGACGAACUAACGGUAUUUAUAUUUUAUUUUUGUUUACUUUAUCAAUUAGAAAUUUUGUUUUUUAAGGAGUAUGUGCCAAUCUUGAAAAAUUGCUAGGACGAGAGCUACUCUGGCUAGCUUGUCGGCAUCAUGUGUUAGAAUUGCUGCUAUCUAAGGCCUUUUGCAUCUGUUUUGGACCCACAACAUCGCCGGAAACUAACCUUUUCAAGGUAUUCAAAGAAAACUGGCCUCUGUUUAAGAAGAAUUCACCGAAACCUAUGCGAAUCAAAAAACAUCAUCAAACUUUUCGAGAUUCCACGGUGCGAACUCUUAAGUCCAUCCGAGAAUGGCCGAGGAAUGAUUAUCGCGAGUUGUUUGAUCUAACUUUGUUUGCUUUGGGGGAAAAGCCGCACGAUUUUUCUUGGAAAGCGCCGGGAGCGGUGCACCACGCGCGAUGGAUGAGCAAAUUGAUUUAUGCCACAAAAAUAUUCUUGCUUCGCAAAGAAGGACAUUUGAUUGGACUAAAGAAAGAAGAUGAGAAAAAAAUCGAGCGGUUUGUUCUGUUUGGUUCGCUCAUCUACACAGCAGCUUGGGCAGAAGCACCACUGGCGACGGAAGCAGCCAUCAACGAUCUGAUGCUGUGGAAGAACCUUCAGUUAUUCAAAAAGACUGAUUCCGAAAUCGGUGACGCCGUAAGCAAGGUACUUGAAAGACACCUCUGGUACUUAUCGGAGGAUCUGCUCGGCAUGUCUCUGUUUUCUGUAAAGCUCUCACAUCGCGAAAAAGACGAAAUUGUCAGGGCCAUGAAGGCGAAAACCGCCAGCGCCGAAAGAUCUGUAACCGGCAGCAAAAGUGUUAUAAACACCAAGAACCCAUGUUUGGCCGACUUUGCAACCCAGAGAUCUUUGUUGUUUUUACCAAGAUGGAGAUAGAAGCAUCAUUUAUGGAAAGCCCAUCAGCGACAUGGCAGCAAAAUUUGAACUUCCAGAAUGGCGAAAAACGUGUGAAACAACUGAUGAUCGUUAAUGACCUGGCUGAGAGGGGCGUCAAAUUGUGUGAAGAAUACUGCAAAAUUUUAACCAAAGAUGACGAAGAGAGAGAGUUCAUUAUGCAAGUUGUUGAGAAAAAUCGAAAGUCCAUCAGCACAGAUUGCACAAAAAAGGAACUCAUGCUUGCAUUGAAGAGUGCAUGAUUUAUUACCUAAUCUUUAAUUGUUGACCUGUUAAUUGUUGAAGUUUGCGUUCAGUUAUUGAAUUAAAUCAUUAAAAAUGUUACGAAAAUAAUCAAAACAACACAAAAAAAGUCUUUACUUCUACAAUGAUAAUAGUCCUAAACUCUAUCCGAAAGUCUUGAUCUCAUCUACACCCUCCCAGAGCAUUUCAACCGGUGGUCCUAUCGUCCCAUGCACUAACACACUUGACACAACACAAAACCGUUCCAUAAAC